Molecule: messenger RNA, 5182 nt
Organism: Astrephomene gubernaculifera
Lineage: Eukaryota; Viridiplantae; Chlorophyta; Chlorophyceae; Chlamydomonadales; Astrephomenaceae
Source: the annotation of a GenBank genome assembly
AAUUGCUAUAGAACGUUUUACAUAGUGUUAUUGGAUUACACUAUUUUGUCAAUAACCGGUGUAAUAGUAGCUGCAUGCAAGACCACCUUGCCCUUCGAAACUUCUUUCCACAGUAACUACUUGAAAUUUUACGCAAUUACCCAUUACAACGCUUGAUACUGAAGUACUGUCGUCAGGGUUAGCGCUGGCUUUCUCUCGACGAAGAAGCGCAAGCGGAGCCUGCCACGGCUUCAGGAAUGGAGGAUGGGGCCAGGCUCUAGCCUAAGGGUCAAAAUAUUGCCAACAGGAACGUGACCUCAGAUGACUGGUCUUCCUUCUGUUCACCGGGGGCCAUGUGUGCUUAUCAGCACAAAUGGUGCCGUUAUAGUGCCGAGCACUCCAGGCACUCCCCCGCAUCCCUGGACACCGCCGGAUGGCGGAGACCCGCAUCUGGUUCCCAUACCCGUGCUCGUCCCCGUGUCGGGUCUGGUUCCGAUGCAAAUGCCCGCGGGGGCGGCGGGCGGGGGCCCUCAGGCGGCCGGACUCGCCUGGGGCCCGGGCCUUGUGCUGGUGCCGGGUUUGCCGCCGCCGCCGCUUCCCGCGGCGCUCGCACACCCCCACCAUCACCACCACCACCAUCACCACCACCAUCAGCAGCAACAGCACCACCACCACCAACAGUUGAUGUUAUUUGCGUCCUCCGAAGGGUUUCUGCCUCGCCACUUGCGAGAGCGACCGCCCCCGGGAAGCAGCGGCGGAGGUGGAGGCGGCGGCGGCGGUGGCGGCGGCCUUCGGAGCUCCUCUCCUCCCACUCCGGGGCGCAUGGUGACACAGGAUGCCUUCGUGAGCCGCCCCAACACCAGCGCCUCCGCUGCAUCCCUGGAGCGCCGCCGCCUCUUCACGGGCUCAAGCCAGGAGCUGCUCAAGCCGGUCGCCGUCAUUGCAGCGGCGGCAGCGGCGGCGGCGGCGGCGACUGCGGGCCCAUCGCCCUCCGCCAAUGCGGCGGCCGCCUCCGCCGCAGCGGCACUCGCCUCCCCAGUCGCCUCCGCCGUCGCAGCGCUGCCGUCGCCGCCCUGGUCAGCUCCCUCGGCGACGUCCUCACUCCCCGGCACGCCCAACAGCGGCGGCGACAGGGCCCAUCGCAGCCGCACGCCGGGGAUGUGGUCGGGAGGGCGACCGUCGCUCGCAUUGGGUCGUAGCGGCGGCGGCGGCGGUGGCGCCGCCGCCGCCACUUCCCUUCCCUCGCCGUACCGUUCCCUGGAGCGAUUGGUCGCACUGGACAUGGAGGAAGUGCUGUUGCGCUCCACGGGAAGCGGCGGCGGCGGCGGGGGCUCCCCGAAAGCGCCGGUGCCCACACUGACCCCUGGGUCACUCGACGGCAUGGGGCACCCCGUGCUUGUUUCCGCGGACGGCGCGCGCAUCCUGCGACGCAUUAACGACCACACACCGCACCACGCGGCGGAGCGAAUGAGUGCGCAGCCGCUGCGGCUGGGCCAGCUGGGGCUGUGGCCUAGCGCCAGCGGCGGCGGCGGAAUGGGCGGGGAGCUAGGGGGUGACGGAGGAGCGGAGGGGCAGGAGGGAGGCGAGGGCUACAGCGGCAGCGAUGAUGGGGGGUACGGCGGGCAACACAGCGGUGGCGGCGGCGUGGCGGGAUCGCGAGGGCAGUCCCGCGGCGGCGGCGGCGGGAGUCCGCAGCGGCGAAUGCGCUCUUGGUCGUCGCCGUCGCGGCGGCGACGGAGCACACGCGACGACCCAGAUGGCGGCGGCGGCGGCGGGUUGGCGACGGAGUCGAGUAGGGCCAGCAGGGCCAACGGCGACAUGCGCAGCGGCGGCGGCGGCAGCAGGAGUCGCGGCGGCGGCGGCACCUCGCCGCAGCCUCCGCUGCUGGACUUGCCGCCGCAGGGGCGGGAAAUGUCGCCGUCGCGGGGGGGUGGCGGCGGCGGCGCGUUUGGUAACGGCUUCCCGGAUGAUGACGAGGGCCCACCUAAGUGGCUAGGCGCCUACCAUCCCAGGGAGGACCCCCUAGGCCUGUGGACCGGCAAGCGCAUGAGCAAGACGGAGGUGGUGGUGGAGAAGCGCCUCUUCGCCAUGCGACACAACCCGGGCAUGCGGUUGGAGCUGCAGAGCCGGGCGGCGGAGGCGCUGCGGCUGCGGGCGGCGGCGCAAGCGGAGAUGGCGGCUGUGGCCAGAGCGAGGGAGGAGGAGGCGCGGGCACGCAAGGCGCAGAUGCAAGCGCUUCUGGAGGCCCGACGGCGCGGCCUGGGUCCGCGCGACCCGAAUGACCCACGGGUCGCUGGCGGCGCCCUCCGGGGCCUCACUCGGGAGGCGCGACGGGCGCUGGAGCGGCAGCUGCUGGCGGAGGCUGAUGCGGAGCCGCGGGGGCCGCUGAGCCGCGAGGAGGCGGCCACCGUCAUUCAGGCCACAUGGAGGAUGUACCGGGAACGCAAGGCCUUCCUCACACUCCGCGCCCACGUAAUUCGCAUCCAGCGGGCGGCGCGGCUGCGCUACUGCGUGGUGCGCACCAACCGCCGCCGCGCCGCCGCCGCUGAGCUGCUGCUGGGCUUCUUGAGUGCGGUCGCGGGCAGCCGGCAGGCCACUGCGGCCAUGGACCUUCGUGAGCUGCACUCCAAUUAUCUCCGGCGGCGGCUGCUUGACAAGAAGGCCGAUUUGCGGCACCAGGCGGCGGUGGCAGUCGUCAUCCGCGAGUGGGACGCGGUGGAGGCGCGCAUACUGGCGGGAAUCAACGGGUCCGUGUCAGCAGUCGUCGGCUCAGGCGCGACGGCGGCAGGCGCGUCCGGCUCGCCGUCAGCGGCGUCAGCGGCGGCGCCACCUCCUCACUCGCUGCGGGGGUCAUCGCCGUCGCGCACCGUCGGCGGCGUCCGAUGGCGGCGACUGGGACGUAGCGGCGCAGCGGCCGCCGCUAGGGCCGCUGCCGCCGCCGCCAGCGGCGGCAGCAGUGGCGGCGGCGCCGGCGCCGGCGGCAGCAGCGGCGGGGGCGACCGGGAGUUGCUGGCGGCGGUUGCCGGGGAGGUUCACAGCACCGCAUCUCACGGCACGAGGCUGCUGGGUCGGGCGCUGGAGGCGCGGAAGAAGGGCGUGAUGCUUCUGGGCGGAGGCAAGGACCUGAACAAGCAGCUCACGGUGGACUGGGCGCUGUGUCACAGCUUGCCGGGGGACAGGGUGGUGCAGGCCAGCCGGGAGGCGGUGCCCGCGGAGGUGAAGGCGGCGGUGGCGGCGUGCUUCCUGGAGCAUAAGGCGGCGGCGUUCACGGCAGUCAUUGGGCGGGUGUGGAAGCGCCGUGCCCGGUGGUUGUCCACCUUCUCUCAGCACCGCAACAUGGCGAUGGCCAAGUCGGUGGUGGCGACUGGCAGCGCGUGGCAGACCUUGGACACGCUGGCUCGGGAGGCGACUGAGGAGCAGCUGGGUCCGCUGCCGCCGCUGCCCCGCAUGCGCUGUUCCGCCACUCUGCGAGAGCUUCGCGCGCUCAUGCAGACGGGCGUGCAGGAGGCGGAGCUGUUCACCGCAUACAUGCUGAAGGGCGGGAUCUACGAGCUGGAGCGGAAGCUGCAUAGCGAGAUGCUUCUGCGGACCUCCUUCGGCCACAUGCUAGACCGGGCGCGCCAGGCAGCCGCGGGCGCAACACCCGCAACACCCACCACUUCAGAUGACCCACGGGUCACCAGCUCUUCCCACGGCGCCCACCACCGAGCCGCUGCCUCUCGCGGCCAGCAGCAGCAGCAGCAGCAGCAACGUCACAGCCACAACGGCGGCGGCAACCCUCGCACACACGGCGGCUCUGGAACCGCACCCGCACCAACAUCCGCAUCCACACCAACCGGAGGUGCCGCUCACCAUGGCUCCCCCGCCGCCUCCGCCUGCACCCCCUCCGCCCGCCGCGGCAGUCACCCGGGCGACACCUCACCACACCGCCAGCAGCAGCAGCAGCAGCAGCACCACCAGGGGGGCCCGCAUCCCACCCACAGCAGUAGCAGCGGAGCAGGCGGCGGGCAUGCAAGCAACGACAUGACAGCAGCAGCGGCGGCAGCAGCAGCAUCUGCAGGUUUGAAGAGCGACGGCCGCCGCCGUACGGCCUCUCGAGUGCGCAUCGACGCCGCCGCGGCGGCGGCGGCCGCCGCCGCCGACGCCUCGGGUUCCGACGCGGAGGCCGCCGCCGCCUCGCUCGCCUCGCGGUCUCGACUGUUCGCCGGGCAUGCGAGCGCCAAGAUGGGAGUAGCGCAGCUGAAGGAGCGCUGGUGGCGUGAUGCGGUGGUGCGGGUGGAGGCAUGUAUGCGGCGACGCUACAAGCAGAACGGCGUGUCGCUGGUGGAUGGGUUGGAGGACCCCUCGGCGCCCAAUGUUGAGUACUUUGCGUUGAAGCUGGCGGAGAUCAAUGGCAAUCCGGAGCGGGUUGAGGUGCUGCUGGCGGCGUUGCCGGGGGGGUGUGCGACGGAGGGGGUUGCGUUUGUGAGCCCGCGAGUGACGAUGCAGGGGUAUGGCGGGAGCUGAGGAGGGAGGUGGGAGGUGGCUAUGGCGCUCGUACACUUUGAGCGUGUAUGAAUGAAUGAAUGGAUGAGGAACUGGGGAAGUAGGAAGCUUGGGUUACCGGUAUAGUAGCAAGGGACCUAGCUGGAGUAGAGUGCGCGGUACGUAACAUGCGUGUGUGUGCUGUCGAUGCAUGUGACAUGCUCUCUGCGUUGUUGCGCAAAGGGUCUUCGGAUUGUGCAAUAUGUGACAAGGUCGUUUGUUUUGCCGCAUGGACAGGAGGCGUAUGGUUGCAUUAAUAUGCAUACGGCCGGUUGCACACGUGUUUCUCACUGCGAUGUGAGUGAUGCGGCGGCUGUAACGCAUAACGUUGCACACGUUGCGACCCGGUGGGCUGUACGGCUACUUGGCUUUACUGUACGAAUAAGUACAGGACUGAUUGAUCAAUCGCUGACUGGCAUGGUUCUGGACGGAUGUGCCUCCAUGGAUUUGCUGAUCUUUGCAGACCGCAAGGGGAACGAACAGGCGCGGUUUCUAUGCGCACGUCGGGUUUGGACCGUGUGGCUACCUGGUUCAGGGCCGGUUUGCUGACUGGACAACUGCUGCGAUGGUCGUUUGUGACAUGUAGGACUGUGUUUCAGUGCAUGGGCUCACCUGAACUGGUCCUACACAGACGGAAACACCGUUUGUAUUUGGGGGAAAGAUGUUUGGGAGGGCGAGG